Molecule: messenger RNA, 676 nt
Organism: Ananas comosus (pineapple)
Lineage: Eukaryota; Viridiplantae; Streptophyta; Magnoliopsida; Poales; Bromeliaceae
Product: mediator of RNA polymerase II transcription subunit 9-like
Exons: 4
Biological process (GO): regulation of transcription by RNA polymerase II
Cellular component (GO): mediator complex
Molecular function (GO): transcription coregulator activity
Source: RefSeq, a predicted model, not a curated record
UGCUGCUUUCUAAUUUUUCUUGCCUUUUCACAGUUGGUGGAGAAGUUGGCGGAUGCAAUCGAAACUGGAACGAAGGACCAGAAUUUUGAUAAAUUGGUUGAUGACUUGACCACCCAAUUUGCAAGGUGUCAACAACUACUGAACUCUAUAUCAGGAACAAUAAGUAGCAAGUCUAUGACAGUUGAAGGACAAAAGCGUAAAGUUGAAGAAACUAUGCAACAGCUCAACCAAAGAAGGGAACUGAUUAGCAAGUACAGAAGCUGCAUUGAAGAGCUUGUUAAAUCUGAUAAUAUAAGAUAAGAGUCGUUUUGACUACUUGUAGCUUAUGCUGAGAGCUUAUGUAGUUGUAUCCUUGUGAAAAUAGUGUAUAAAAACUGAAAGUUGUUUCACUCGAGUCUUGAAAUGUGGAGGAACCUUUGGUUAGUUCAGGUUUACCUGUUGUUAUAUGUGAGGUCAGCUAGGAAUCCGCCAAAAACCCCCCCGAAGAGAAAUUAGGAGAGAACAUUGGUGUUUGGAGCCUAAUAUUUUUCUUUGAAGUAAAUGUUAUUUAUUACAGUUAGGUUUUAUUGUUUUUAGUACAGGCCUAGAAAUUAUGGACUGGCUUGACAAUUGAAUUGCUUGAUUUGCCAUGUAAGUGAUUAUUUUUGGGAUGCUUGUAUUGCAAUUUUUGUGUGCA